AGAAGAAGAAGAAAGACAAAAAGAAGGACUCAAGCUCCAGUUCAUCGGGUUCAUCUGAUAGCUGUGGUGACAGUGACAAGGAAAACAAAGAGGAUAAGAAAGACAAGAAGAAGAAGAGUUUGGGUUCUGGAAGUGAAACUGACAAGAAGAAGAAGAAGACUGAAAGCCCUGAUGGUGAGAAAAGCAGUGAGCCAAAAAUGGAGUUUUCAGGCGGUAGUGAACUUUCAGCAUCCAGUGGCAGCAGCUCCAAGCCUGGUGGCGCUUCCUUUGCAACACUUCCCUCUAAGCCCCUGGUGAAGCUGGAUCCUCUGAGUUCUUCAGCUGUUUCCAAGCCAGCCACGAAGCCGGAUCCCCUGAGUCCUUCAGCUGUUUCCAAGCCAGCCACGAAGCCGGAUCCUCUGAGUUCUUCGGCUGUCUCCAAGCCCGCCAUGAAGCUGGAUCCUGCUACGACUGUCUCCAAGCCCUCCGUCUCUAUCGCCACACUGAGUAUGGGAGACAGGGCGCCCAUUCGCAGACCUCCCAGCCCCAUGGAGGCCUUGUUAAACAACCCAAGGAGGUAUGGAGAUGGAAGCACCCGUCCUUCCCACCUCACCUCUAGUGAUCUACUGAGAGGCCCCAAGCCUUAUCAGUAA
Scomber japonicus (chub mackerel) is the source of this 632-nucleotide messenger RNA. RefSeq names its product microtubule-associated protein RP/EB family member 1-like. NCBI's taxonomy places the organism in Eukaryota, Metazoa, Chordata, Actinopteri, Scombriformes, Scombridae. The transcript is spliced from 4 exons. The record is from RefSeq and is a predicted model, not a curated record. The coding region runs from base 198 to 632 and encodes 144 amino acids.